AUGUGCCAGCUGCGGCUGGCUAAGGUGUUGAUGGAGUUCAAGGUACGGCCGCGCUCAUCUCGGAGCUGGCCGAACUGCGGCGAACGGCGGCUGCGGCAGCUGCACGACCACGAGAUCCAGCUGGUGGUGAAGCAGGGCCAGGUUGAGAUAGACCUGGGUGACUUCUGUCCCGACUUCACGGGCUCGGCACUGAUCCACCGCUCGCGGGUGGAGCUGCUCAACAAACAGAUCCUGGGCAUCGGCGGCAAGAAGCUGGAGGUGAUGCGGGACGCGCUGCGGUUCCGGCGCGGCAUCGUCAUGCAGCGCUGGGAGUACGAGCGCUGCCGCAUGACGCUGGAGGACCUGGUGCAGACACUGCGCGACAUCGACUUCAUGAAGGUGACUAGGGCCAUCCAGCAGUAUCUGUCGGAGGGCGGCGACACCACAGAGAAAAAGAUCGCCCGUCUGGAGCGACGGCUGGACAUCCUGUACCAGCGGCUGGCGCUCGAGGCGCGCGAGCUCAACGUCGACGUGUCCGAGCGCGAGCUGCUCUAUGACAUCCGCUGUAACCAUCAGCGGGCGUGGCAGGCGCGCCAGAGGCUGGACAACCUGCGCAAGAUCCGGGACCUGUGCGACAUCGCCGGCUUCCAGCAGCGCUACAUGACCAUGCUGCACAGUGAACUGCAGAGGAUGUACAGCAAGACGUUCCCCAUGCUGCACGCCAUCAACUGAACUGGAUCAUCCUUCGUCUUGCAGACGUGUGUCACGUGUGCAGAACAUUUAAAGUUGCAUUAUCUUUCUGUCUUUGUUUGCAUUCUGCUUGAUGUUAUGUGGGCGUUUUUAAUCAUGAUUCAAUCAGUAACAGGCGUUGUACUUCCCGUGGCUUGUCGACAGGUCAGUGGCAUGUGUGUUUGUAAAGUGUCCAAAUUGUAUAGCCUUAAAGGAUGAUAUAGAGACAAAGAUAUCGACAGUCUGAUAUUGUUCGUAGAUCAUUCAUGUAGCGAAUGUGUAAGCAUGUUUUUAUUUGGAUGUGUUAGAUAAUGACGCAACGCGCCAUGCUGCUCCAAAAUUACCGUCUUUAGUGGGGUGCAUGUGCUGAUCAAAUAAAUUACUGGAGACUU
This is a messenger RNA of Pollicipes pollicipes, 1100 nucleotides long. Its product is annotated as cilia- and flagella-associated protein 43. The transcript has 7 exons. The record is from RefSeq and is a predicted model, not a curated record. The coding region runs from base 1 to 711 and encodes 236 amino acids. NCBI's taxonomy places the organism in Eukaryota, Metazoa, Arthropoda, Thecostraca, Pollicipedomorpha, Pollicipedidae. Gene Ontology annotation, biological process: cilium assembly. Gene Ontology annotation, cellular component: axoneme.